This is a messenger RNA of Moneuplotes crassus, 842 nucleotides long. Lineage: Eukaryota; Ciliophora; Spirotrichea; Euplotida; Euplotidae. The record is from the annotation of a GenBank genome assembly.
UAAAAAUCCUCUCAAAACCAAUGGGUGCCGGCAAAAGUUGCAAAAGGGCCAAGCCUAAAACCCCUACCAAAACCCCUAUACUCCCAAUCCCUCCCCUGGGGACCCACAAGGCGCUUGUAGAUCAAAAGGAGUUUUGGCAAAAACAGUUGAAAGAAGUAAUCGCCCAGUUCCAACAAAUGAUCAAUUAUGACUCGUAUUAUAGAGGAUUACUGCAGGAACCGGAUCUGACCUCAGUUAAUGUUUCAGCACUGAUUACUGAGAAAGUAGUCGGAGAGCACCCGAAUUGACUAUGGGAUUACCUUUCUUUACUGGAGAGGGAGUAUACCUCUCCCAGUGGAGAGAAGUUAUUCCCAAAGCCUUUUUUGUUAGAUUCAAGACUCAAUGCGAGAAGAGACCCGUUGUUAUUGGCAGUAAAGAUGAGACAGCCUUAUAUAAUCAUUGAUUUGAUUAAGAGACAUAAAAAUGUUAUGAUUGAAUAUUGAAAUAGAAAAGUAAUAAAAAUUCAAUCAGGAGGCAAGGUAGAAGCCUUUAGAGACCCUGGGUGGUGGAGUUUAUUACAUGAAUUUGCAUUGAUAAAGCAAAAAUUUUGAGAAGAAGAGAGGGCAGUUUGAAGAUGGAUUGUUUACAAAACGAAGGAAAUACAAAAGAGCAAGGAAGGGAGCACCUUCCUGGAUAUCGCUAGGACUCAUAAAUCCCCUAACGAUGCUUUCCUCAGUAAUCUUCAGACAGGGAAAUCAAAUAAUCUGUACAUCACCAAAUUUUUACUUAGGAAGACAAGGCUUCGGAAAGAGUUGAUCUUAAGAGUGCUCAAGCAUUUACAUUAAUCAUUUUCAGUCAUAAUA